AGGAUGCUCGGGUUGGGGACAGGGACUCGGCUGCUGAUCUUCCUGUUCUGUGUGCCCCCCCCAGCUUGUCCCCCCGGCACCUUCAAGGCCGAGGUGUCCUCGAGCGGCUGCCAGCCCUGCCCCGCGCACACGCUGCCGGCCCCAACCGCCGCCGCCGCCUGCCCCUGCGAGGACGGGCACUUCCGCGCCCCCACCGACCCGGCCGCCGCGCCGUGCACCCGUCCUCCUUCGCCCCCGGGCAGUGUCACGGCCGUGGGGCUGGGGGCCGCCGUGCAGCUGCGCUGGUCCCCCCCCACCGACACGGGUGGCCGGCAGGACGUCACCUACAGCGUCACCUGCGAGCAGUGCUGGCCCGAGAGCGGCGAGUGCCGGCCCUGCGACGGGGGCGUCCGCUACUCGCAGCCCCCCCGGGGGCUGGCGGGGACGGGGGUGACGGUCACCGACCUGGAGCCCCACGUCAACUACACCUUCACCGUCGAAGCCCGCAACGGCGUCUCGUCCUUCAGCGCCCACCGCAGCGUGGCCACCGCCAGCAUCAGCGUCAACCAGACGGAGCCUCCGCGGGUGACGUCGGUGAGCCUGGACGGGCGGACGGCCACCAGCCUGGUCCUCUCCUGGACGGUGCCGCUGCGGCAGCAGAGCCGGGUCUGGAAGUACGAAGUCACCUACAGCAAGAAGGUGGACGAGAACAGCUACUCGGUGCUGCGCUGCGAGGGCGCCUCCGUCACCAUCCCCAAGCUGUCCCCGGCCACUGCCUACGUGGUGCGGGUCCAGGCGCUCACCCAGGACGGCCACGGCGCCUUCAGCCCUGAGCACGAGUUCGAGACGCUGCCCGAGGGAGCCGAGUCCAUGGCAUCUGCCGCCGUCAUCAGCGGCUCCGUCACCGGCGUCCUCUUUGUUGUCCUCCUGCUGGCUGCUCUCAUCUACGUCCUCCGGAGGAGGAGGAGCUCGCGGUCACGCCAGUCCCCUGAGGACGUCUACUUCUCCAAGUCUGCAGACCAGCUGAAGCCCCUCAAGACCUACGUGGACCCGCACACCUAUGAAGACCCCAACCAAGCCAUGCUCAAGUUCACCACCGAGAUCUCGCCGUCCUCCAUCACCCGCCAGAAGGUCAUCGGCGCCGGCGAAUUCGGGGAGGUCUACAAGGGCACCCUGAAACGCGGCAAGAAGGAGGUGCCGGUGGCCAUCAAGACCCUGAAGGUGGGCUACACGGAGAAGCAGCGGGUGGACUUCCUGAGCGAAGCCAGCAUCAUGGGCCAGUUCUGCCACCACAACAUCAUCCGCCUCGAGGGGGUCGUCUCCAAGUACAAACCCUUCAUGAUCAUCACGG
This is a messenger RNA of Oxyura jamaicensis (ruddy duck), 1330 nucleotides long. RefSeq names its product ephrin type-A receptor 2-like. The record is from RefSeq and is a predicted model, not a curated record. Lineage: Eukaryota; Metazoa; Chordata; Aves; Anseriformes; Anatidae. Gene Ontology annotation, biological process: axon guidance; protein phosphorylation. Gene Ontology annotation, molecular function: protein binding; transmembrane-ephrin receptor activity; ATP binding. Gene Ontology annotation, cellular component: neuron projection.